Messenger RNA from Porites lobata, 15164 nucleotides. NCBI's taxonomy places the organism in Eukaryota, Metazoa, Cnidaria, Anthozoa, Scleractinia, Poritidae. The record is from the annotation of a GenBank genome assembly.
ACAAAAAGAGCUUCGACGGCGACGCGCACAAAAACGAAAGGUCCUUUUCGUGAAAGGAAGAUAGCUUAAUGCCAACCAGUUGUCAAACUAUCUGAGGUAGGGAAAACUAACAUCACUUAAACUUACCUUAAUUCAAUUUAUACCGAUAAAUUAUCACAAUCGAUCCUGCAUUCGAGCAGCCGAAGCUUCCCUGGCUUUUACCGAGCAAGGAAUGAAAAGAUACGAACAGGUCAUGUCUCUAUUUUUUUAAAAUAUAUCUAUAUAUAUAUAAUGAAAGCCUUCAACUUACACCGGUGAAUCUCAUCAUUUUCAUGGCAUCAUCAUUUCCGCUCAAAACUCUUGCAGUUUUAAAGCAAAAGCGGAAGUAUUGCUACAUUGUUGAUUAAAAUACUUGCAAGAUUCUGCAAAUCUCGAGCCACUCAAUAUUUGCCUAGCAAGAAUACUUAGAAACCAUUUAAAUUGUUGGUUUUGUAGUACAGUAUUCAUAUUCGUUUUUUGGAGUAAGUGGUUUGACUUCAAUCCAUCACAGACGGUUUCUGUAAAAGACGAACAAUUUAUGCUCAAGGGGUGCUUAAAAUUAGUUUAUUAUAUAAGGGGUUUUCCCCGGCUCCUACUCAACGUUUGUCUCCGCUCUGUAUCGCUCUUUGACGACUUGUAACGCCUCGUAAUCUCAUUAUUUUGAUGGUAUCAUCUUUUCGGCUCAAAACUCUUGCAGUUUUAAAGCGAAAGCGGAAGUAGUGCUACAUUGCAAUACAAAUUGCAAGAGUCUGCAAAUCUCAAGCCACUCGAUAUUUGCUGAGCAAGAAUAUUUAGAAACCAUUUAAAUUGUUGGUUUUGCAGUAAAGUAUUUAUAGUGGGUUUUGAAGUAAGUAGUUUAACUUCAAUCCUUCACAGACGGUUUCUCUAUAGGAGGAACAAUUUAUGCUCAAGGGGUCCAUAAUUACUUUAAGGGGCUUUCCCCGGCUCCUACUGAAAGUUUCUCUCCCCUCUCGUUCUGUGACGACUUGUAACGCCUCGAAAUUAUGAAAUCAAAGAACGGUGAAUCUGACUCAUUCUUGUGGUGGCUAUUACAGAACAAAUAUUAUUUACUUUGAAUUUUUUUGGGUCUGGGUGCAUUUACAAUGUAGAUGGUUUAAAAAAGCAAUAUAAUCGUGUUUCUUACGCAGUCAUUUUUUAAAAUAAAUAUUAUUCCAUUGGAGAGGUAAUACUGUCAGACAAACAUGACCCAGAAUCUGACAAAGUGCUAAUUAUGAGUCACAUAACAAAGGAAUCGUUGUGUGCGACAUCAUAAAUUCCCGAAAGCAAGAUUAUUUGAAGGUUCAACGUUGGUGAACGUAUCUUUAAUAUAAGCUAAUAUAUGCUAUUGUAAAUGCUGGAAAAAGCGAAAAAGAAAGGAGAAAAGCUAUGAAACGUUUAUUUAGCAAGGGUAUUUUUAAUAUUAAUUAGAAAGCCUUUGAUACAGUAAAUCAUCAAUAACACGAAUAACAAGUAAAAAAAUACAAAUCAUCCUUGUAAAUUUAAUACAUAACCUGUUGCUUCCUGAUCCAUAAGCCAGUAAGAUCUAAACUUAUUCUUUUUGGACUUCAAAAAAGCAAAAAGAGCAGGUUUAGUUGUUACUGGCUUAUAUGGUUCAGGAAGCAACAGGUUAUGUAUUAAAUGGUUUUGCUCCAGAGUCAUAUUCCAUCUCGGCCAGUGUACUUCAAGGAGCGACAUUAGGAACUUUGCUAUUCAUUAUUAUGAUUUACAAGCCAGGAUGAUUUAUAUUUUUUACUUGUUAUUCUACUAGAUUAAAUACAGGAAAUGCAUCUUAGACACCUUUUGGAAAUGUUCUAGACAGUCUAAAAUGUUAAAUUAAUACUGAAUCAUUUGCCACGAAUGGCUGGGUUCGUCAAAAAAGAAUCACAGUUUCUAUAUCCAACAUUUACUGAGCAGGUAUAUUUUUAAUAAAUUAAGAGGACUAUUAUGCUCAGAAAGCCGAUAUCAUUUAGGUGUCAAAAGAAUUUAACCACAUAGGGUCCUUGAUCAAGAGAUGAAGUACAAUAGGAUCAAUAGAAAGUCAGAGGGUCUCUGAACCCUCAUUGAUUGAGAUAAAUGAUGUUUUCAUCAUCGAGAUAACUCAGAGAGACUGACUUUUUAUAAAGUUAAAGGUACUAAUUAGGUGCUCAACAAAUUGCGUUUAUUGUACAUGCAUAAUACUUUGCAGAAAAGUGUACACUGUAUUUAAAACUCUCAAAAGAAAUAGUAAUUAAGUAUUAAUUAAGUACUAAUUAACUACUGAUGUAGACAAUAAGAAGCGAUAUCAAAACCCAACUCUAUCAUCCUAAUUUUUUGACAACGCGUUAGUAAAAGCCUCGAACAAUAAGAAUACUUUAAGAUGGCAGCUUAUUUUAUGUAAUAUUGCAUCGCAAGAUAUGACAAAGAGUGUCAUCAUGUGGAUGUUUACGUGGUUGUUCUUAUCAUGCAUAGUAACCAUUUCUGUUAUAGUUGCAAGACAUCCAGGUAAUUAAUAGUUCUAAAUCUUGUUGUAGCAGUUGCUGCACACGAUGAGGGUUGUUUUAAGAUUGAUGAGCUGUCUUUUGGUAUUUACCUCGCUUCGUAAGUUGAAAGGAGCCAAAGCUGGUAACAUGACAAGACCAAACGCACACGUUAUCCCGCCAGCUGACAAAGACUGUGUUGGUUACGACCUCGACGGAAAAAUCUAUAACCUAGCAGCUCUUGAAAGAAAGGACGCAAAGCCGAGGUAUUACUUCAGGCAUUGUAUACUGAUAAGAAUAGAAAAUCCAAUAUGCAAAGUUGGUCUAACUGCAAUCCACAAAGAUUAGCAUGAUCUUACUGUUUAUUUACCACUGAUACUAGAACAUUCAAACUGUCAGGAAGUGUCUACGAUUAGGGAUUGAAAACAAGGAAGUGGACCGAAAUAAAAAUAGAAAGAACACAUUGUGCUGUCUUGGAAAAUUACACAUAAUUCACAUGACAGCACUUAGUCUUUGAGACGUAUAAAGAAAGUCGAAAGUUUCAAUGCUUCAGUAAAUAAUUCACUGGACCUCGAGAUUAGAGGUAUUAUAAUAUUAAACACCAAGGUCAAGAAUGAGCAUAACUAAAACUUUAUAUUUUGCUGCUUAAAGUAAAAAUUAUACUGGGAAACUGAAAUAUGAAAAAUGAGUGGACGGAUGUUCUCUUCACAUUUAAGUUAGUUGUGCCCCUACCAUUUUGAUCUACGGUAUUUCGCUACACCAACAUGUAUCACUUGCAUUUGUCCAACAGGUUCUGGGUGGUUUCAGGUGAUUGGAACUAUACUUAUAAUCCCUGCAGACCAUUCUCUCAAGGGACCAAACAAACAAGUGACUGUUUCGGAGAUGUGGCUGUAAGUUGUUUAACUUGCUAUAGUAACAGAAAACUUUGUUUUGAAAACAUUGCUCAGGUCUCGUGGUUCCACUUGAGUUUUGACCGUGUUGACGUUAUUUGUCAUGGUCGAUAAGAGUAUAGAACAUGGUCCAUUUUACUCUUUAAAAAAGGGCUAGCGCUUAACAUUCUAGCUUUUCAUUCGUUUGACAGUGAUAAUUUGACUUACUAAUAAUCGACUCAUGUGAUAAAACUAAAUUUUUGAGGAAGGUUCAAUGAGUACAGGGGGACGUUUACCAUACUAAUACAUCAUACCAAUACAGACAAAUCUGAAAGAUGGUUUUCUUUUCUCCUAAUCAGGUUUGCAUGGGUACUGUAAACAAAGCACGGUAUCAACUGAUUGGUACGCAAAGCUCAUUUCAUUAUGGUUUCAAUAAAGAGACGAACACACCACAGCUUGUCUAUACCAAUACAGAGUAAGUUGUUGCGUUUCUUUCUUUUUAUUAGAUUAAACCCAGGCCUACUUCUGAUUUGUUAGGUUCAGUAAUCCUCGGCCACAAACUUUGUUUCAAGUAUCCCUUUUGACACCCCAUUAAAUGCGGAGCCGUUUGUCUGAAUAAUCAUUUUAGUUGAACUCGCACAAGUUGAGCGUAACUACGUCUUAUACAUGAUGAUAAAUAUGAUAUAUGCGUUAUUUACAAAGUCUGAGGUCAUAAUGGCUAGAUAUCGGCCAAGUUCCUUUUUGGCGUAUUUUUAGCCUGCUUGAAAGGCACUUUAUGAGCCAAGCGAAGCCAAGGGGCAUUUCGCGCGAAGGCCUCUGACGCCAUUUUCGCCUUGCUUAGCUCAUAUUAGCUUUUGGUCCGAGAAAAAGCCAAGGGUAUUCAAAACGGCUGAGGAAUGAAAACGAACGAGACCAUCCUACAAUCUUACCGAACAAGCUCAAUAAACGGACCAUAGGAAGUAAGCUUUUCCUGCAUGGCCAAAGGGAGCAGUUAGGAAUGGGCAAGCUUUGCCAAUCUUGCGUGCUCAAACAUUCAAUCAGAACACGGGAUUAGCUUCAUCUCGCCCGUUCGCAAAACAGGACAUUAAUUUUCAAGUUACCUAAUAUAUCUUGUGUAUUUAAAGGUCUUUUCCGAAUCGAAAAGUUAUAGUCGACCUCAAGUGCGACCCAUCAAAGAAAACACCCGAGGAAGCACUUUUCGAGUAUAUCAGUGAUACUAAAGGAAUUUGGGUAAGUGAAACUGGUAUAUAGCUAUUAAAUGAAAUGUAAAUAAGAACUACACACUACUUUUCUACACUGUCUAUGGUCGUUUUCUAGCGAUUGCAUCAAGGACGUCUUAAAGUGUUUUUGAACAGAACUGAACGGCCACUGUGUUUCCCCGUCCACACCUACCCUUUUUUGUUUGCAUUUUUGCCCCCUGUUUCACGUUUUGUCCUGUGAAAUGAACGUUAAUGGAAGCCUCUCUUUACAAAACUGACUCAGGAAAGUAGAUCAGUUUUGAAUUUUACUUGUGUGGAGGGAUGAAUGGAGUGUAUUAAAGAAACGACUACACCGCACUAUCUCACGCACAAGACACGACUAAAAUUGAACAUGAGGAACAAACUCAUUCUUAUUGUAGUCAGUGUUACGUAUCGUUAUUCUUAGCCUUAUUAAAUCCCUCGAGUUAAGCGGUUUGCUUUGUAAAAUAUUAAAGCUGAUCAUACCUCAUAUAAUUAGCCUACGUUCCAAUUUCUGUGUUGGAUACGAAUUCAAUAGAGAGGGAAUCUUGUUUCUAUAAAUCAGUCUCAGGCCUGCAAGGUUGCGAACUUGCUUUACUUUUAAAGACUUGUAGUCUACGAAGUUUCCUAUUGGGUUCACUUUCGGUUUUGAGGAUUGGAAACAUUAAAUGAACAAACAAGUAAACAAUCGACAGGUUCGGGCUAUUGAAGACAUGUCAUUGAAACUCAUUCUCGAGGAUUGCAAUUGGAAUUGGGAAUACCAAACGUUCUGGUUAGAUUAAUCUUCGAUACUUAAAUACAGAUGAGCGUUGACGUUGCCAUAAGCGUCCUGUUGGCACUCAAGUCUAUUUUUGUCUUUUUUUAUUUGUAGAGAUUUUUACUGACUAGUAUUUGUUCAUGUCCUGAUGGUUGUCCAAGCGAUCCAGACGACCCGUCAUCCCAAACAGGUACUUUAAUUCUACACUGAAACCUACAUAAGCCACACGAUACUCAGUACAAUGGCAAUAACAUCAUGCAGUAGACCUUACUAAGGCCUAGGCCAAUCGUCAAACUUUUCAUGAGAAGAACCAAACUUAGUGAGUUUGGAGUCCCCAGGGUAAACGUCGAUCUUCGCAUGCGACGAACUAAACUCCUGCAUCAAAGUUUUGUAUGAUAAGGCAUUUUUAGCCUCGUUCGGGAGAAAUUUUUUUUACUGAUUUAUUACUGAUUCAGUUGAUUGGUUUGACCCUUGUUAAGUUCGACGUCUGACUCAACAGACGAUCUUAACUUAAUUUUGGUUGAUCCAAAUGAGAGUUUGGUUCGUCUCAUGAAAAGUACGACCCUUGGCCUAGGACUAACUUAGGUUAAUUGUUCUCCCAUUUGACGGGUUUUUGUUACUCAAGGGAACUGUGCUUUCAAAGUUCGUCACAUAAACUUGUAUACAACUGUAUCCUUGCGUAAUCCAUGAAAAGAAAUUUUAAGUAAUUCCCCUGAGAACGUUAAAUGACCUACGUGGAGCAGCAACUGCAAAGGACGGUUGAAGAAAAAAGCCUUUGGAGCCGAUCUUAAGACUAUUUUUCCUUAUUUUCAGGUGGUGGUGUAAAUAAGCUGGAGUACAUCAUACCAUUAGGUGCUUUAUCAGGUAUUAUUCUUGUUGUUCCAGCGCUUUACUACCGCAAGCGCAUCUGGCGGUAUAUUAGGAGAAGGCCAGCUGAAGAAGACGACGACGAAAGGCAACCUGUUAUUCAUGGAAAUGGUGUAGAGGACUAUGGAGCUCGCCCCGAAGAUCUGCAGAAUGCACCUUGCCCGCCUGGAGGUAGUUCGGGUAGUAAUAAUCCAAGAGAUAACAUAAAUAAUGAACUUAGCAGAGCAAGACACGGAAAUAUAGAGAGGUGCUAGGUGCCUUGGCUUGACAAGUAAUGCCUCUUUUCUGUGUGGGAAUACGAACUCAAUAGAGAGGGAAUCUUGUUUUUAUAAAUCAGUUUCAGGCCUGCAAGGUUGCGAACUUGCAAUUGUCUACGUUUCCUAUUGGGAGCGGGAAAUAAAAAAACCCUUAUUUGCAAGACUAACUUGCUCUGUUAGCUUAGCAUGCACGAGAUGCAGUUUUAUUGCGGCGAGACUAUUAAGUUUAUUUUUAAGAGCCAGAUUGGACGAAUUCACCUUAGAGGCGCUAAUAAAAUAGCCUCAGCCAGAGAUAACGUUAUUACGAUGACAAUAUCACACACACAAAAAAAUACUUUUACGAAUGUACAUAUAAAGAAAUGUCGUUGUUUUACAAUGUUAACUUCCUCGGUUUUUUUUAUACUGGCAGUUAUCAGAUAGCCUCUUUUGAACUAGCUGACUUCCAGUGAUAUUCAUCGUAUGAAAUUCCGGUUGCUCGACAACAUUGAUAAAACUUCCAACCUUUAUUGCCGAGGACUCAGUGAUGUACAUGGGUGUAUCAGCCCAAAAAAUUAAAAUGUAAGAUUAACAAACGUUUGCGUCUUUGCAAAAAAAUUAGAGGUAUUGUGUAGCUUAGUGACUGGAAUGAUGUUCUAAGUUUAAUUUCAUCUUUUUACAGUGCGACCACUGCAACCGGGGCCACGUAAACAAAUUUGACCAAUCGGAUAACAGGAACAUAACAAUACAAUCCAAGCAAGUUGGUUGUGGGUCAAUCAACAGCUCAUAAAAAAUAAUAACAAUAAUAAAAAAGCAAGUUAAUUACUCGGAGCACAAUAUUUAAUAUUGAUAGCAAACGUCUUUCAAGAAAGUAGAAAUUUCACCAGACAAUGUAUUUCUAUUCGAAACGUUACAUAUACCACCCAGUAAACAUAUUUGUUUGACAAAAGCUGAUAUUUUGUGGUCCCGGUUAUGGUAGUCGGACUGUAAUUAUAAUUCUAAUUAUUAAACCUGGUACUUGUUAUUCAAAUGUUGGGUAACACUCUUUGGAGAUAAAUCGCUAUUUUUAUUCUCCUGUAAGCGACCACUUAAGGUAUGGUUUAAUGAUCUCUAAUGAAUGCGAGUGAAAACAUGAAACUACACAGUCAUAUCGUAACUAUAUGAAAUUGCAUGUUCUUACCCUUUCUAGUGAGGACCUGCUGUUGCUCGAUCCCUAAAGCGACCACUAAAUCUUCCCUUUUAGGGCGAUCGCUAACGGGAGGUUUAACUGUAGUUGCUAUGACACGUAAUAACUGUAUUGUGGUUUAUCCGCUAGACAGUUCUAUCCAUCUACUGAUCGAGCAACUGGGGUCUGAUUUUACUCUUGGAUUACGCUUUGGAAAUAGCUAACUGACCAUCCUACAAACCAUUUUUAAACUUUAAUCAAAGUUUUGGUAAAUCUAUCAGUUGUAGCUAUUGUAAAUCUAUGGAACAUUUUCCUUUAAUGAAGAAGUGAUUGGUAAGAUAAAUUUCGUCAUCUACUUCUUAAUGACUUUUAAAAAACUUUCCAUCAUGUAGUUAAUACAGUGAUGGACAUUUUUACUUUGUUUCGUAGUGUUACGUACAUACUUUGUACUAAGGAUUUGAUUUUAGCUUUUUAUAAACAAUUUUAGUUUCUUAGGUUGAUGUACUUUUUGGCUUAUAGCUGCCAUGUCAGCGAGAACGUUUUAUCAAGAUUUCUCGCUUUAUGCGUAUAGUAAUUUGGCUAUUCCCUUCUGCCGAUAAAUGGGUUGAUUGAGAUGCUCACAUCGACGUAUUGAUACUAGUGAAAAUAGCCAGAGCAACUUCUAACAGGGAAAAGAAUGAGAAACCAUUGAAGCGUAGCAUAAACAGCUCCACGCGGAGGUAAACUGGGGUUAGAUAUGCGUGGUUGGUUUAACCCUGUCUCUUCUGGCAGUAGCCAGUAUGAAAAUUUGCCGCGAAAAAUCUGAAGUUUAAUUGUCUAAAAUACAGAAAAACGAAUAGUACCAUGCAAAUGUAGUGAUAGAGAGAUUUUACUAAUAUCAUAGACUCUUAAAUUUUUUUGCCACCAUAUCGGCUCUAGGUGUGAUUAAGGUGAAAGGACUGCUACAAAAAUAAGGGCUGUUCUAAAAGUUUACCUAUUAUUUUUACCCUUUGGUGGUACAUUCAGUAAUUCAAGUGUAUAUUAGAGUUUUAGUGUACAAUAGUUCUUAUCCCAAGAAACCAUGACCAAAUAAACCUUGCCGUACUGGAAUAGCCUCGUUUGUUUGUUGGACCCAAUGAGAAUGGCUAGCGGGUACAGAAUAGAGUACCGAUAGAAAGGGUGAGGCCAGAUAGAGCACAGGAUUGGCUUUCUCCUCCCCCCUCCUCCCCCCUCCUAUUUAUACCUGCCACCGGCGCAGGUUAUGCCAGAUUUCAAGGAGUGACUGCUUGUUAUAAAUCAGCCUGUUUCAUAUUCACGGUCUCGGCUUAGUUUUUUCUCCUUCUUUGUUAAAUUUACGAACGUAUGUAGUGGAAGUGAAGAAUGUUAAGUGAAUGGAGCUGAGUCUUCUCGCAGUUUAACAGACUUGCUACAAGUCGACCUCUCAUCUUUUCUUAAAAGCAACGAAGCGAGUAGGUAAAAAAACAAAUGAUUCAAAGAGUUACAGUUUUCGGCACCAUACUAAAAAUUAAGUGGAUCUGACAAUGCAUGCGCAGUUGGCGUGUCCAGAGUAAGGAACAAUACUUUGGCCAUGGGUUGGCUUUGCUAAAUCGUUGGACUCGCAGACGCCGACUGAUUGACAGAACCGUUCUUUAGUUUCACAGAUUUUUCUUUUUGUCUAAGCCUUGAUAAGAGAUUAGACAGUCAAGUGCAUCUCACCGUUAAGCAGUGCGUUUCUUUAAUUCAUCUUUUUCACUAGAAUGAAUGUGUCAGGUUUAUUGUCCCAUUUUCCUGAAAAAAGGUAAACCAAUUUUUCAGGACUAUAAAGUGCAUUUUGACACCAUCAUCGGUUAACCAUAAAAUCAACCCUAUUCCGUACCCCAAAUUAUUAUUUUUGUUGCGAAAGACCUGAUUAAAUUUCCAUUUUUUGUCAUUAUAAGGAAAUCAUCUCUCUUGGUCUUAGGACCGUGUUUUUUGAGGCCAGCAGCAGACACUUCUUUUUGCGUGUACAUUAGUAUCGGGGCUGUGAAAUACAUUACAUUUUUAUUUGAAAAAAUUAUCCCCCAAACGGUAAAGCAUAGUUACAUCGGUAAUUACUUCGUCAGUUUCCAGCCAUCCUUCAUUUAACUUUCUUUCCCCUUGCCUUGUCUUUUUCACAGUCUGUUUUGUUUUUGUCUUUACUCACGUUCGACAUUUUUUCAGGCUAGCCCCUACAGCAAUUGGGGCUUUGUUUGACCUCGCUUGUGCAGUUGACUAAGAAAAUUAUACUGGAACGUAAACGACAAUACCUGGUCACACUAGAGUAAGCUAGGUAAUGUUACACAUAAAAAAAAGACCGUACUUGAAUCAUGAAUUCUUCUCUUUGUUCACUAGUCACUUUUACGUAAAAAAAUGUGGGCAUACACGUGAAAACAUCUUCUUGAUGGGAGCCAGCAUUCACGAUAAAGGGACCACGCAUGAGCGGUCCUGUACCUUGAUGUAUAUUUUAUCCAGAGAAUUAGAAUAAUACCUUUUUUCUCAUUCCAAACGAAAUGUGACAUUUGUCGAAUCCCUCUCUCCCAAAGCCUCUCACGCGGUUUAUUUUGGCGAUAACUACUUUGGUACAGGCUCCGGUUAUUCAAAGUCUGAUGGAUAGCGCUAUUCGCCUGAUAAAUCACUAUCCGGUGGAUAAGUGUUUGCGAAACCAAUCUCGUUAUUCACUGGAUAGAGAGUUAUUUGGUGGAUUGCGUUAUCCGCUUUCCAACCUCUAGACGCAGCUCUUUCCAGUUUGGGGACCUGUCUGAAAGUUAGUAAUAUUAAUACGACCCCUUCUAGUCGCACUACAGGGCUUUACAAGCCCGACUUACUUGCCCACCCCUUGAAGUUAAAAGCAUCGACCUGGUCUUGCGUGACGAGAAACAUAAGUUGACAUUAUUGUCACGUGAUGCCCUAGUCUUUCCGAGAAACCGAACCGUACGAGUUAAUGUAGUCGAUUGUUCCAAGACCUUCCGAAUUGGCAGCAAGACAUUCAUGACCGAUUCGCAAAGCUUCCUUGUAGAAUGUAUAAACAAGAGGGACACAAAUACUGAAAGGAGAGAUAAAAGGAAAGUUAAGUUUUAGAAAGGUAAGAAAGAGGAAAGGAACUUUUUGUUCCAUGUGAUAUGUCUUGCCGUAUGCAUUCCAGUCAUAUAUGGCGGUGAUAAUUACGUAUUACUAAGUUGCUUUAUCCAAUUGUUGUUGGUAUUCAAUACUCCUGAGACGCACUAAGGGUCAACCACCCAUUUUUCAUCGUUUGAAGUAAAACGCAUCACGAUCUUAGACUAAGAAGGCAAUGUUACUUUAAAAGUAGGCAUUAAGUAUGAUAUGGAGGUCACUACACUAGUUUUCCGCUCAUUGGGGUCGUGUUACAGUCUUUUCUGGAUAUUUUAGUGUUACAUUUACUAUAUUUAGUGAUGUGUAAUUUCGAUUCUUCACGGGAUCACAAUGUUUUUUCCCUAUAAACACUAGUGUUGAAAACCGACCCGGGAAACCAGCCAUUCAAUUCGUGUUCGCCUUGUUUUCCUAUGUCGACAGUAAGCUUGUAGCGGAGCUCCGUAAGCAAACCCCUACAAUAUAACAUCAUCAAAUUUUCACUUGACCGCUGGUCACUGACUGACCAUCCGUCCACUAUAUUUGAACCAACUUGUACUGUCACGCCCAACCAAACGAGAAAAUUAGGACACGCUGUCGUCCUUUUGUUAAGUGGCAUAUGCCAAUCACAUCAAAGUGUAGCUGUCGAAAUUGUUAAGGAACACUUGUGGAAGGCAGGAGACCGGCCGCAGGCUGUCUGGAGGAUUGCACAGUUAACGAGAUUACACCCAGUGGGAAGAGUUUUGUAAAACUGAAGAAUAAAUGAUAAAACAUGGCUUUGAACAUUUGGCAAUUUCGAACUAGUAACUUAAGUUUCUAUUCCAUGAUAAGCAAUUGGCUGUAUCUUACUGUUUCAGUCAAGUAGAGCUUGAUUUGACUGUCAAGUAAUGUAAACUAACUAUGAGAGUAUAUCUCUUUUUAGCGUUUGCAACAGUAUGCAACGGAUGUGUUGGGUUAGAAGAUUUGAAUACGCAGCUGUCUUGUUUACCUUUCUUCUAUUUCAACUAGCUGUCGGAAACGAGAUAUCCGAGCCAGACCAGGGCCAAUCAUAUAUAUGCUCCUGCAUCGUAGACGACAAAAUUUAUAACCUUGCCCCACUAAAAAGCCGGGAUGGAUCACCAAGGUUCGUAAAGCAGCUCUUGUACAUGAAAAGCCGUUCCUUGUGGUCUUGGUUUUCCGACUAUAAUUUAAGGGUGCGUAAAGUUUGACGCAGUUCAAUUGUUGCUACACCCUUUCCCCUAGGCUUACCCUUGACAUUACUGAGACCUUAUUUGUAUCUGUGCUUAAUGACGAACAACAGUUGAAUUAUGAAUCCGGAUAAUUGUAGCGGCGUGUUAGUUUAAAAAUGGGCAGAGAAAGAUUUAUCAAGGUCAAGGCGUUUGUUAAUCUAAAACGACAAGCAGCGAACCAAGCGAGUCUAAAAGUUCAUGCCGUCUUUACACGAGACGCAGAAAACAUUACACCAUAACUUUAACCCUUACUCUCAGUGCUAACGCUUGAUUCAGGUGAGUCAUGUGUACGUGGUCCCAUUAACACUCUUUGUCAUAAAGUUCCUAGAGAAAAAGAGAAAUGAUAUGUUUCAGUAAGGUCCAAUUUACCUUUACUAAGGACUUUUUGUUAUUCCAGCAGGUUUAAUGCUUCAGGAUCAGAUAAAUAUAUGUAUAGCUACAAUCCAUGUCAAACGUUCGGGCUUGGACCGCCUAGUAACAACAGCUGUUAUUUUAGAGACGUAGCUGUAAGUUGUUUUGAUUACUUUUCGAUGAUGUGACCCGAGUAAAAAUCAUAAAACACUUUUAGUCGUUGGUAAGGAGGAAGGAUGAGCACAUUUGGUUAGUGCGCGGCCUUCUGUGCGGGUGAUCCUGAGUUCGAUCAUAGGCGUGACCACAAAUCCUUUUUUCGACUCUUCUUUCUGUUUACGUGGAGGUCGUGGACCCCAGGUAGGUGGGGUAACCCGCUUAGGUGGCGUAACCCGGAUUUCCAUAUAAUCUCUCAUUUUAGUUUGAUCCCGUUUACAUGAUAGGUGGGGUGACCUGCCGCUGGUUACCUCACCUACCUGGCAUCCCCUAUAUAAAUGUAAGCGGGCCCUUAGUCAGAGGACUAUUUCGAGCUACCGACGUAAAAUGAAGACUCGUUACCUUUGUUUUACUUUGCAUAUUUUUAGGACAAUUAGGACCAAUUAGACUUCAUUCAAAUCUUGCGUGAGAAUACUCAACUUCUGACUAGGGUUUUCUACGUUUUCUUUUCAGAUUUGUCGCUGGAACAGAAGGGCAUCAAAAUUCCAAAAUAUUGGAAAGCAGUCCACGGCAAGUUGUGGUUUCAAUACGGAUACCAGGUCACCACAGCUGUUAUACCAAAACUCAAAGUAUGUCUAAAGACAUGGGUGCAUAUGAGGCCCAAAUCUAUGUUUUCAACGUAUCGGUGGGGGAAAAUAGAAGAAAGCAAGUGGGAAAUGUUUUGGAAUUUAACAGUGACUGUCCAUACUUGAUACAGGGUAUAAGAACAUGUACUGACUGGGUUAACCGUUGCUAUAGCGACCCUACUACGUCUUACACUUAACAGUAGCGAAAUCUUGAACAUUACAAUUUAUGUUGGCCCUUAAAAAUUAAUUGCUAAUUGAAAUCUUUGCUUUCCAGGUUGUACCCCUCUUUAACAGCCACAAUUAACUUCAAGUGCGAUCCGUCUCUCAAAAGAAUAAAAGAUGCUAAGUUCGAAAUAAUUCAUGAUAACUGGCCCGCGGCCAUGGUAAGUCGUAUAUCAGUUCAAAACAUUUGAGGAAAAAAUGCUUUUAUUUUUGGUAUGGACAGCCUCUUUAUACAGAAAGAUUCCCUAGGACGUUCACGAACUUAGAACAAUGGAUUACUUUUAAUUGGCUUUGUAGAAUUGGAGUUACCAGACAGCACUUUUGCCCCUUCGUUUGCAUUUUGUUAUUUUUUUCCAAAGUGCCAAAAACAAAAGAUUUUCAUCAACAAAGUAAUCUAUAAAGUUACUAGAUGAAAGAACGAGCUCCAGUGCUCGCUUUCGAAAAAAUGGAUAGAGGUAAUUUGGAAAUGGCUCAAAUCUUUCCUUUCUGUGUUAAAAUCCGAGAGCAUUUCCAGUGGAUGCAACGUUACAACACUGAAUUUCAAGAAACUAAUAAACACUCCUUGAGUGUUUCCGUAGCUCCGUGGGGAGAGUGCCUGAUUGAUGUUUGGGAAAUCAUAAGUUUGAAUCCCGUCGGGGACUCAAGAUUAUAUUGUCCUCCCGUGUCCUAUUUCCUUGAAAUGAGGAUAAUGUUAAUUACAGAUUAGCCAUCGUUCUUUAUCCGUCACCAUAAAGUUCGUGCGUGAAAUGUGUCUUGUUCUUUACAAACAUCAGCGGAUAAAGUACCCUGCUAGCUAGUGUGAUUAUUAAAUUGAUUAAGCCAGUUUACCACAUUAAUCAGUCUGAAAAAUGUAAUAUUUUUCUCAUGUGAAGAUCUCUUUUAUCUAAGAAACAUAGUCACUGGUCAUGUGGCUGAAAUCACUGUAUUGAUCGUGUGGUUUACUCUCUAGACAUUUCAAGUGACCCACAAGUGCGCAUGCCCUAAUGGCUGUCAACCAUGUAAGGUGUUGAUGAUAUCUGACACGAAUACUUUAUAUCAUGUUGUAUUUUUAAAAAUAACGCCUUAAGAGUCUCAUUUUUUUAACUUGUGAUCUUCAAAGCACUUCAGACAUAUUUCGCUUUUAGUUUUCUUUCCCUACUGACAAAUAGGCAUUUCCCUCCCCCUUACUUUUUCAGCUCGACUAACUGAUGAGCAAAUCUACAUAAUAUUUGGUACUCUGUCUGUUGUUGCCAUUGCUGGACCCUUGAUUGUCUACUUUUGUACCAAAAGGUACGAUCGUCACCAGCAGCAGCCUCUCCACCGUGAGCAGAACGGAGCUGAUAACGAUGGAAGGCGUCAUGGAAGAAACGACGAUUUUGAUGACUGUAGAGAUAACGUAGUCCCCGAUCACUUUGAGCACCAGGAGGAAGAAGACGACGAAGUUAACUUUCACAACAAAUUCUGUGCCACUUCUAACGAGGGAGCGGCAAUUGCGAAUGAUAAUAAUUUAAAUUCUUUAAUAAGAAGUCAGAGAUCAUACAGCAACAUCUCCAGGGCUAACAAAGAUGAUUUUAACAUCAGGAGCAAGAAACAUUACUACAAGCAAUAACGUCUUGACGUUAGUUGAGGUAUUAUUACGUCAAGCCGUAAAUAGUCAAAUGCUUUUCUCCUUCUCUCGUAAAGUAGCAUUUUUUUAAAUCCCCGCGAAGAGUUUUGGAUUGUUUUGACUUGGAAAAUUAUAAGGACGAGCGAACAAUAGAAUCGUUUGAACACAACAAAAUAUAUAAAAAUACAUAGUAGAGUGGAAGCUUCAGUAUCACUUUAAUACGUACAAACAAAGAGAAUACGUAAAGCACCUUUCACAAUGGGUCAGAUACGUAUUACAACAAUGAGGACUAUGAAUGGGUAAACACGUAAAGUCAGGAAUAAAAGGAAGCG